This is a messenger RNA of Pungitius pungitius (ninespine stickleback), 2733 nucleotides long. It is a transcript of the gene arhgap15, whose product is annotated as Rho GTPase activating protein 15. NCBI's taxonomy places the organism in Eukaryota, Metazoa, Chordata, Actinopteri, Perciformes, Gasterosteidae. Gene Ontology annotation, biological process: regulation of GTPase activity; signal transduction. The record is from RefSeq and is a predicted model, not a curated record. Gene Ontology annotation, cellular component: cytoplasm. Bases 700 to 2136 code for a protein of 478 amino acids. The transcript has 14 exons.
AAUCUGGUUCAUGAGGGUGCCAUCCCUGGGCUGAUUGACCAAUGGCCAGAUAAGCGGUGUGGUGUGAGGGUUGAAAGCCUCACAGUUCAAUGUCAAUAUGGCGUUGGGGUUGCACCAGCUCAACGUCAAGGAAAACAAGAUGUUGUUCCUGUGGAUCACAGGUGCUGCAUAGGUGUCAGGAAGGGCUUAAAACUUCAUUGAACCCCCCGGUAAAGGGUGUGUUUUGUGUGUCUCUUCUCAGACCGAAUGGAGAAGGAUAAGAUGCCCACUCCAAGGUUCUCCCACUUUUACGGCUACUUAACGGCUUGGACGUCCUCGCCUCGGCCCUAAUGUCUGUGACUGACGUCCUUGAGGCCAAGGCUGACCUACGCAGCCCCCCUGCCGAUGGCUAUGUCAUAGCGGUGGGUGGAUACCCCUGCUCCGAAUAACCCUAUGUUACUGGGGCUUAGUUAAGACUUUUGCCCUUUGUCUCUCUCUGUAUCCAGGUGUCCGACCACAAAACAAACCGUGAGCGGCACAGGUCUACCUCAGGCACAAUUAGUUCUUCUGGAGAGGUGGCUGAAUUAAUGGACUUCAAGAAAUGGGGGUUGCAGCAGUUGAGCCUUGAGAGGCGGCUGGUUUGAAGAAGCCACGUGAUUGAUCAAACUUCCUCAAAGUCAGGCCUCGGCGCUCUGCUCUUUUGAUCGAUGACACACAGACAUGGCGAGUACAAGAAUCUCUAACCUCCAAAAUGCAGUGAAGCCGCCGUCUCUGAUUCUGCCUCCAUCGCAGGAAGCUGUGCACAUGCGCAUGAAGAGCCCCCAGAGCUCUGCAGACCGCCUCAGUCAGUCCAAGUCCAUGGUGCUGCAGGAGUCCGACCUUCCUAAAAACCCCAUCUCUCGGCAUCGCAGGAAUCAAUCUCAGCACAACGUCUUGGCUGCAGAAGGACUUUCUGCUUUUGAACCAUGUGUGGAGCUGAAAGGUGAACAUCUGAAUGUGGCUAAAAUCUCACAGAGUGGUAAGAAGCAAAGGAAGAACUGGACCGCCAUGUGGAGCGUACUGACCUCCGGCCAGCUGCGUUUUUAUAAAGAGAAACAAGAAACUCUGAAACCAGGGAGUAAGACAGAUGUGGUGCAGCUGUGUGGAGCUGUUAUUGAGUGGACGACGGAGAAGUCAAGCAGGAAAAACGUCUUCCAGGUCAUAACCAACACUGGAAGUGAGUACCUCCUUCAGACUGACAGUCACUCCACCGCCAAUAAAUGGUACGACGGCAUCAGAAAGGCCAUCGACAACUCCACUAAACUUCCUCUGAGGAGAUCCAACAGCACCGAGUACCUGCCCAGACACAGCUCAUUACCUGCGUAUGCCUCCGCCUCGCCCAACACCAAGCCACGGAACACAGUCCACAGACGCUCCAUCAAUAUGUUCAGCAGCUCCAAGCUGAAACACAGCGCCUCCGACAGCGCUGACAAGAACGGAGUGAAAAACCGACUGAAGAAGUUCAUCAACAGACGUCCGUCCAUGAAGACUCUGAAGGAAAAGGGCCUCAUCAAAGAUCGAGUGUUCGGCUGCCAUCUGCUGACCCUCUGUGAGCGAGAAGGAACCACGGUGCCGAAGUUUGUUCAGAUCUGCGUGGAUGCUGUUGAAAAGAAAGGUCUGGAAGCCGACGGGAUCUACAGAGUUAGUGGAAAUCUGGCCACCAUCCAGAAGCUCCGCUUCAUCGUGGAUCAGGAGGAGGCCCUCGACCUGGACCACAGUCAGUGGGAGGACAUCCACGUCGUCACUGGGGCCCUCAAACUGUUUUUCCGGGAGCUGCCCGAGCCGCUGUUCCCCUUCAGGUUCUUCACGCCAUUUGUGGAGACUGUCAAGAUUAAAGAAUCCAAACUCAAAAUUCAGGCUGUGAAGAAACUGAUCCAGGAACUGCCCAAACCAAAUCGAGACACGAUGAAGUUGCUCUUCAGCCACCUGCACAGAGUCCUGGAAUUUUCCAAGAAGAACCUGAUGUCCACUCAGGGCAUCGGCAUCGUGUUCGGCCCCACGCUGAUGUGGCCUGAGCUGGACACGGGGAACAUGGCGGUCAAUUUGGUCUACCAGAACCAGAUUGUGGAAUACAUCCUCAUCGAGAGCCAAGAAAUCUUCAACCUGGACGAGAAGUAAAGUGUCCUGAGCUGGACCUGAUCAUCUAGUUGACUCGCAUUUUGACACGGCCAUAAACAGUAAACUGAUGGUUUGUAACGAUGUCAAUGUAUAAAAAGCAUAUUUUACUUACAUAAAGACAUAAUGAUGUUGACAAACGAUUUUUGGUUUGGAAAUUGACACAAAUAUUUUGAUUGAUGAAUUUUAAAUUGUAGAAUGUCCAUAGGAAUAGAGCAAAGCAGUAUAUUUAUAAUGUAGAGCACUAAGUAAUAACUUGAAUAUAGCAAACAAAGCUAUAUUUAUGGAGAAACAAUGUAUUUACAACAUACAGCAAUAAAUUGUAGAGUUAUGAGGUUACAAUCAAUAAAUACCUGAGCAACAGUAGUCUUCGGCCAGCAGAUCUCCUCUCCUUCCAAAUCUUGGUGUUGUGGCUUUAUUUUCUGUUUCACAGUGAAACACGCAGCAUGUUCUAAUGCAUCGUCUCCCUGACCCGCUGACUUCAGAGAUUCCUCUUAUCCAUGCGUUCUUUUGGAGCAAUAAAUACCCUUUGAUGUGUAAUUGUGUGAUUCCAAAUUGUGUCACAGAUUUAAAACCGGACUGUGAAAAGUACAAGGACAU